AUGACAUUCUCGACGAUGUUCCUCCUCAAUCUCUUUGACCUGCUCUCCGCUGCUCCUCACCACCGUCUUCAUACGCGGCGCCAUGAGAAAGUUAUUCGGUCGCACUUUGAGCGAAAGAAUAAUGGGCGUGAUUUUCACGAGGGCCACUCCGCUUCGUUUUGGGACUGGCGUUCUGUUGAAGAGGAUCUUCGGGCACGAAACUUCGAUGCCGGCGGAUGUAGACGACCUCGUACUCAUCGACUUGUGACGAAUUGUCCACGCCGAAUGUCCGUCCCAACUCGUCGACAUUCAUCAACGUGUGCAAAGUGCGCAACAACUAAUACAGAAAAGUUUGAGGCCUCAGUCAACCAUCACAAACGGAACAAGAAAUUUAAUUUGUGCUUGUGCUGUUCUUGACCCUGUCACCAGCAACAAGCCCUCAUCGCUUGG
Molecule: messenger RNA, 429 nt
Organism: Daphnia pulex (common water flea)
Lineage: Eukaryota; Metazoa; Arthropoda; Branchiopoda; Diplostraca; Daphniidae
Exons: 3
Coding region: 1-396 (131 amino acids)
Source: RefSeq, a predicted model, not a curated record